Molecule: messenger RNA, 2838 nt
Organism: Amborella trichopoda
Lineage: Eukaryota; Viridiplantae; Streptophyta; Magnoliopsida; Amborellales; Amborellaceae
Product: peroxisomal fatty acid beta-oxidation multifunctional protein AIM1
Biological process (GO): fatty acid beta-oxidation
Cellular component (GO): peroxisome
Molecular function (GO): (3S)-3-hydroxyacyl-CoA dehydrogenase (NAD+) activity; NAD+ binding
Source: RefSeq, a predicted model, not a curated record
CCAAGAUGUUAGAAUCCAUGAUUUACAAUCCAUGUACCGAAACAGGCCCUUAUAGUAUACAGUUAUCCAUUACAAACAUAAACCUUUCCAUAUUUCUCCACGUUAAAAACGAAAUUUUUCAUUAACAACGAAAUCAUUCGUACUAAUCAGAAAAAAAAACCUAGAAAUUUCGCCUUUAAUAUCACAUUCUCUCUCGAUAAAACCCAAUUAUUCACAUUUUGUAUUCUCAGUGGGAUCACUGGUUCUUUGCGUCCCCUUUCCGUGAAAGCCCGGAAAAAGGGUGUGUAGGAUUUGAAAACCCUAGAAUUUGCAGAGAAUCAAGUUAGAGGUGCUGUAUCGUUGGUAGCCAUGAGUCUUUUGAUGGAUGUCGGCGCUGAUGGAGUUGCAGUGAUGACGAUCUCCAAUCCACCUGUUAAUUCAUUGGCUACUACAAUAAUUGCUGGAUUGAAGGAGAAAUAUGAUGAGGCAAUUCGAAGAGAUGAUGUCAAGGCCAUUGUCCUUGUUGGUGAGGGUGGUAAGUUUUGUGGUGGAUUCGACAUAAAUGUAAUGCAACGGGUCCAAAAGACUGGAGAAAGAUCAACUCCACCUGGCAUCUCUGUUGUACUUCUCAAUGACACUAUUGAAGCUGCUAGAAAGCCCUCCGUAGCAGCUAUUCAAGGUCUUGCACUUGGCGGUGGCCUGGAGUUAGCAAUGGCAUGCAAUGCAAGGAUAUCCACUCCAAAAGCUCAACUUGGCCUUCCAGAACUGACACUUGGAAUAAUUCCUGGGUUGGGAGGUACACAACGCCUUCCAAGACUCGUAGGAUUGUCAAAGGCUAUCGAAAUGAUGCUGUUAUCCAAAUCGAUAACAUCUGAUGAGGGCAAGAAGCUUGGGUUGAUUGAUGAAAUUGUACCUGCUGAUGAGUUGUUGAGAAUAUCAAGAAAGUGGGCUUUGGAUAUCUCUGAGAGGCGCAAGCCUUGGCUAAUCUCCCUUCAUCGGACUGAUAAACUUGGCUCUCUUUCUGAAGCUCGUGAGACAUUGAAAAUCGCUAGGCAGCAAGCAGCAAGAAUUGCUCCAAAUAUGCCACAACACCAAGUUUGUCUUGACGUGAUUGAAGAAGGAAUUGUAUCAGGAGGAUAUGCAGGCGUCGUAAAAGAAGCAGAACUUUCCAAAGAGUUAGUUGUAUCUGAUAUCGCAAGAGGUCUUAUGCAUGCAUUCUUUGCUCAACGGGCAACUUCAAAGAUACCCGGUGUAACUGAUAUUGGACUAAGACCCAGGCCAAUCAAGAAAGUUGCAGUUAUUGGUGGGGGUUUGAUGGGGUCUGGCAUUGCUACGGCUCUUAUCCUAAGCAAUACUCGUGUCAUUCUCAAGGAAGUCAAUUCUAACUAUCUACAACAAGGAAUUGACAGAAUUUCUGCAAAUCUAAAGGGUCUAGUUGAAAAAGGAACUAUGUCAAAAGAUAAGUUCGACAAGUCCAUGUCUCUUGUCAAAGGUGUCCUGGAUUACUCAGAGUUUAGUACAGUGGAUAUGGUCAUCGAGGCUGUUGUUGAAAACGUUUCUUUGAAGCAGUCACUAUUUAAUACGUUUGAGAAGGAGUGUCCUCCUCAUUGUAUUUUGGCAACAAACACAUCUACUAUUGAUCUCAAUUUGGUUGGAGCAAGGACAAAUUCCCACAGUCGCAUAGUCGGGGCACACUUCUUCAGCCCUGCACAUGUGAUGCCCCUGCUAGAAAUUGUUCGGUCAGAGAAGACUUCCUCACAAGUGAUUCUCGAUCUGAUGACUGUUGGAAAGGCCAUAAAAAAAGUCCCUGUUGUAGUAGGAAACUGUACGGGAUUUGCUGUUAAUCGAACCUUCUUCCCUUAUGGUCAAAGCGCAAAUUUGUUGGUGCACCUAGGCGUCGAUUUGUUCAGAGUUGACAGAGUAAUCAGCAGUUUUGGAAUGCCGAUGGGACCUUUCCAGCUCCAAGAUUUGGGUGGAUAUUAUGUUGCGGUAGCAACAUCAAAAGAGAUUGCUUCAGCCUUUGAAGGUCGCACUUUCAUCUUUCCAUUAGUUCAAAUCAUGAUGGAAAAGGGGCGAUCAGGGAAGAAGAAUGGGAAGGGAUACUAUCUGUAUGAGAAGGGGAGUAAACCAAAAGUUGAUCCCAAUGUGCUACCCAUCAUUGAGGAGUCCAGGAAGCGAGUGAACAUAUUGCCUGGAGGAAAGCCAAUAACGGUGAGUGACUGUGAAAUAUUGGAGAUGAUCCUUUUUCCAGUUGUAAACGAGGCUUGCCGGGUUCUGAGUGAAGGAAUUGUUCUUAGAGCAUCUGACCUCGACAUUUCAUCCAUUCUUGGAAUGGGUUUCCCCAAGUACAGGGGAGGGAUUGUGUUUUGGGCAGAUUUAGUUGGACCUGCACACAUAUAUUCCAGUCUCAAGAAGUGGGCUGAGGUAUAUGGUGGCUUUUAUGAACCAUGCUUAUUUUUGGAGGAAAGGGCUAAGAAAGGCAUUCCUUUGAGUGAUCCGGUUGCGUCAAGUGGUGAUGCAAUGUCACGCCUCUGACUCACUGCUUGUUUGUGAAUCCACUCGUAAAUGUGGCGAUGCGGUUACUUCAUUUACUAUUUUCAACAGGUGGCUGGACAGGAAAACUCCAUGGAUUCUCAAGGGUUAUCGCGACAACAGAAGAUAAAUUAUUUGAAAAGCUUGGCUAAUGAUUCUCUUAAGUCAGAGCAUUGUGAGUUAAUUGAAAAAUUAAUUAUAGUUAUUCAGAAAUGUUCUCAAAGGGAUCUCUGUGAGAAUACCGAAAAAAUAAUUAACAAAUUAUCCAAGUAUAAGGAUAUCUCUUUACUUGGAAAAAUAAAUAGAUUUAUUGAGGAAUUAGCUAAA